Messenger RNA from Gopherus flavomarginatus (Mexican gopher tortoise), 4031 nucleotides. RefSeq names its product apoptotic chromatin condensation inducer 1 (gene ACIN1). NCBI's taxonomy places the organism in Eukaryota, Metazoa, Chordata, Testudines, Testudinidae. Bases 11 to 3808 code for a protein of 1265 amino acids. The transcript has 18 exons. Gene Ontology annotation, molecular function: nucleic acid binding. The record is from RefSeq and is a predicted model, not a curated record.
CGUCCAGCGCAUGCGCAGUGACGGAACCGAGUCGGGGCCGGACGUGCUCGAUAUUUUCCGAGUAAGGACGGACGCGCCCGAGCGCUGCUGGACCUCACCUCCAGGUCUCGAGCCGCAACCCGAAAGCUCCCGAGGAGUGACGGAAAGUCCCGAAGCCCACUUCCUGGUGCGCGAUGGCGCCGGCGCAGACCGAAACGAGGCCGGAAAGACCCGAAGAGCCGAGGCGGGGACUUCCGGGUGGGCGAAGGCUGCCGAGCGGCUCCGAAAAGAACCGAAGGCCCUGAUGCUUGAGAACCUCCAGAAGCACUCAACCCUGCACGCCACCUUCCAGCCCAACUCCCAGAGCAAGGGAUGGAACGCAGGCAUCCUGCCUCCUCACCCUCUCAUCUCCCUGCAGAUCGGCGAGGAAAUGAGCCAGAACAGCUUCAUCAAGCAAUACCUGGAGAAGCAGCAUGAACUGCUGCAGCAGCGGCUGCAGAGGGAGGCACGGGAGGCAGCUGAACUGGAGGCCUCUGGGAAGAGCUACCCCAUCUCCCGGGAGAGAAACGACUCUGACGAGGAGGGGACCAGGAGGCAGGAGCGCCGCUCCACCCGGGUCAGGCAGGCCAGAGCCACCAAGCCCCCGGAGGGCACCCAGGCCAUGGGGCCAGAGGAGCGGGAGGCGCCCCCUAGGGGCCGGAGGAGCGUGCCACGGCCCACCCUGAAGCUGGAGGAGGAGGAGGACGAGGAGGAGGAAGACGAGGAGGAAGAGGAGGACGAGGAGGAGGAGGAGGACGAGGAGGAGGAGGAGGAAGCAAAGGCUCUGGAGGGGAAGGAGGCUUCUCGGGGGAUGGGGGAAGCCUGGGCCCCAGGCCCUCAGGCGAGCAGCUCACCCCAGGAAAUCAGGGGGUCCUGGCAGGAGAAGGGGGGGCUUAUGGUCCCAGCACCCCAACAGACAGGAGUGCCCAGAUCCCCAGCACCCCAGGAAGUGGGAGGGGGCCGAUCUCCGGCACCCCAGGAAGUGCGGUGGCCUGAGGCCCAGGGAAUGGGGGGCCCCAGAUCACCAGGGCCCCAAGAAAGGGGGUCAGCCCAGGCCCUGGAGCCCCAGGAGACAGAGGGGCCCAGAGCUCCCGAGCCCCAGGAAAGGGGGGUGACCGGGACCUUGGAAUCCCAGGGAAGUGGGACAGUUGUGACUCCAGCCCCCGAGGAGAAGGGGGAGCCCAGCCUGCCAGACCCCCAGGAAAAGGGGGAGCCCAGCCUAAUGGCCCCCCAGAAGAAGGAGGAGCCCAGCCUGCCAGCUCCCCACGAGAAGGGGGAGCCCAGCCUGCCAGACCCCCAGGAAAAGGGGAAGUCCAGCCCAACAGCCCCCCACGAGAAGGGGGAUCCCAGCCUACUGGCCCCCCAUGAGACGGAGGAACCCAGCCCACCAGCCCCCCAGGCAAAGGCGGAGGCCAGCCCGCCGGCCCACCAGGAGAAGGGGCAGCCCAGCCCAACGGCUCCCCUGCUGCAGGAUUCCUCAGAGAAGAAGGGAGUGGCUGGACUCCAGGAAGACAUGGGGGUCCCCCAGGAGGAGGCAGAGGAGCCCCCUGAGAUCUCACAAGAAGAGGGGGUGGCUGCAACCGCCAGCUCCCCAGCCCCUCCCCAGCUGACAGAAGGGGAGGCACCAAUGGCCCCCCCUGAGGAGGAUGAGCCCCCUCCCCCACUGCUGACCAAGGAGGCCCCCCCCAGUCAGAAAAGGCCGUCAGGGACCCACCCAGCAUCACCUUCCCCUCCCCCCCAGUGCCGGCGGAGGGGUGGGUCCAACUCAGACUCCGACUCAGACUCCACUUCCUCCGGAUCCCGCUCCAGCCGUUCCGAGUCGCCCACCGGGAAGCACGAGGCCUCACGCUCCAGCUCCAGCAGCAGCAGAAAGUCGCGCAGCCCUGACGCCUCACGGGCCGGCCCCAGCUCCCCACGCACCAAAGAGCCCUCCCCAGCAAGACAGCAGGAGGCGCUGGAGAGUCCCAUGGCAGAGGGCAGACCGGCCACCUCGCCCCCGCCGGCCCCCCAGAGACGCCCCAGCCACGGGCACCGGCACAGCCCGUUGUCGCAGCAGGGCGGCUCAGAGACCCCAGGGGGCCCAGCCAGGGUAGUGCCCACGGGGGACCCGCCGCGCCAGGCAGAGCAGAGGCAGCGUGCGAGUAGCCAGGAGGAGAAGGAGGAGGUGCCUAUGGAGUUGGAGCCCCGCCAGGCUGGCACUAGCCCCCCGACCGGCCCCCUUGCUCAGCCCCCCGGCCCCGACGAGCUCCCCGACAGGGGGCCCGAGGACGAGGAGAAGAAAGAGGUCACGGUGCAGCACAAGGCCUUCAAGAGGAAGAUCUCCGUCGUGUCAGCGGCCAAGGGGGCAGCGGCAGGGAACAGUGACACGGAGGGCGGCCAGUCGGGGGGGCGCAAGCGGCGCUGGGGGUCCAGCACGGCUGCCACCCAGAAGAAGCCGUCCAUCAGCAUCACCACCGAGUCGCUUAAGAGCCUGAUCCCUGAGAUGAAGCCGGUGGUGGGGCAGGAGGCGGUGGUGGAUCUGCAUGCCGACGACUCCCGCAUUUCAGAGGAUGAGGGAGAGCGCCAUGGGGAGCCGCCGGCCCACGAGAAGGGGCUGAAGAUCUGCCGGACCGUCACACAGGUGGUGCCAGCCGAGGGGCAGGAGAAUGGGCAGGGCGAGGAGGAAGAAGAGGAGGAGAAGGAGCCAGAGGAAGAGCAGCCCGAAGCCCCUCAGGUCACAGCAGAGGUGCCGUUACCCCCACCUGUGGAGCACGAAGUCAAGAAAGUGACACUCAGCGACACCCUGACGCGCCGCUCCAUCAGCCAGCAGCGCUCGGGCGUCUCCAUCACCAUCGACGACCCCGUGCGCACGGCCCAGCUCCCGUCACCCCCCCGCGCCAAGCCCAGCCCCAUCGUGCACAUCUGCAACCUGGUGCGGCCCUUCACGCUGGGCCAGUUGAAGGAGCUGCUGGGCCGGACGGGGACGCUGGUGGAAGAAGCCUUCUGGAUCGACAAGAUCAAAUCGCACUGCUACGUCACGUACUCCACGGUGGAGGAGGCGGUGCUGACUCGCAACGCCCUGCACGGGGUGAAAUGGCCCCAAUCUAACCCCAAGUUCCUGUGCGCUGACUUCGCCGAGCAGGACGAGCUGGACUUCCACCGGGGGCUGCUGCCCGAACGGGCGGUGGAGGCAGCUGCGGCCCCAGGGCCCGGGCCGGCCGGUGGGCGUGGGGGCCGGCGCUCAGCCCCCCGGGAGCCGGAGCGGGCCGUGCGGGAGCAGUGGGCGGAGCGGGAGCGGGAGAUGGAGCGGCGGGAGCGCACGCGGGCCGAGCGCGAGUGGGACCGUGACAAGGUGCGCGAGGGGCCCCGCUCCCGUUCCCGCGAGCACCGCCGCAAGGAGCCGCCCAAGGCCAAGGAGAAGAAGGGCGAGAAGAAAGAGAAGCCCCCGGAGGAGCCCCCCGCCAAGCUGCUGGACGAUCUCUUCCGCAAGACCAAGGCCGCCCCCUGCAUCUACUGGCUGCCUUUGACCGACACCCAGUUCGUGCAGAAGCAGGCAGAGCGGGCAGCCCGGGCGCGGGAGCGGGAGCGGCGCCGCAAGGAGCUGGAGGAGGAGGAGUUGCGCCAGCGGGAGCGGAGCCGCCAGGCUGAGCGGGAGAAGCGCCGGGAGCACAGCCGGGAGCGGGGGGCUGGGGGUGCCCCAGGGGCGGCAGGCGGCGCCGAGCGGGGAGGCCGGGAGCGCCGCGAGGCCAAGAGGCACAGCCGGAGCCGGAGCCGCAGCACCCCGGUGAGGGACCGCGGGGGGCGCCGCUGAGCCUCCGUUGGGCAGCUGUGGGGGAGGCGGGCCCAGCCCUCCAUGGGGUCACCCCAGGCUCUGCCGGGGGCUGCUGGGUUAUUGAGUUGGAUAAUUCUGCCCCCCCCACCCUCUGAGGCAGAUCCCCCCCCGUUAAUUUGUAUUUUAUUUUGGGACAAAUGUGUUUUUUUUAUUCUGCUGUUGCUGGGAAUCGAGAGGAAUAAAAGCCGGAGUUAGUUUCAUA